This is a messenger RNA of Ctenocephalides felis (cat flea), 2567 nucleotides long. It is a transcript of the gene gish, whose product is annotated as casein kinase I. The record is from RefSeq and is a predicted model, not a curated record. NCBI's taxonomy places the organism in Eukaryota, Metazoa, Arthropoda, Insecta, Siphonaptera, Pulicidae. Gene Ontology annotation, cellular component: plasma membrane; nucleus; cytoplasm. Gene Ontology annotation, molecular function: protein serine/threonine kinase activity; ATP binding. Bases 1109 to 2545 code for a protein of 478 amino acids. Gene Ontology annotation, biological process: positive regulation of canonical Wnt signaling pathway; signal transduction; endocytosis. The transcript is spliced from 12 exons.
GUGGAGUUGGUAUCGCAACCUGCGGUCGUCUCCAUUGGAAAAUUAAAUAAUCAGAUUUAAGGGCGUGUUUUGAGCCCCUUGAAGAAUUGAUUUCGUGAACAAAAUAAAAUAAAUGGUGAUGUGACUGCAAUAAACAUUUCUUAAAAUUAUAUAUAUAUAUUUAUUAUAUAUUACAAUUUGCUUGCAUUUGACACGGCCUGCAUGGUAAUGGCGAACGUCGUCCUUUUAUGCAACCUAGCCGGUUGAUAUAUAUCAGUGGAUAGUGGAUUAAAAUGUUUGUUAAACAAAAUGAUUAAAAAUUUGUUCGUGUAUGCAAUUUUAUAUAGUGAUUUUAAAGUUUCUCAUAUAAAAAAUAGUGAUAGUAUUAAUUUGUUAGCAUGACAUCCGAUGAAAUUAACCCGGAUAUAGGGUUAAAUAAAUCAGUACCAGUGUCUAAUUAUUAUAUGUAGUUAACACUUCUGCAUUUUAUCUUAAUAUUUUUGUAUUAUCGACUGGUGUUCUAGACGAAAAUAUGCCUGUGUCUCGACUAUGUCGAGUGGACUACCUGUGUGUCUGACAGCAGCCAUAUUUUACAUCGUUACACGUAAAUAUUAAAAGUUCAAUAUCUUGCUUGAAAUUAAUAGUGUAUUUAGUCAUUCACCAAUUGCAGUAGUUCUCGAAUUAGUGUAGUGCAAUGUCGACUUGUCAUAUUAUUCACGAAAUUGAACACUAAAAGGAUAGCUUAAAACUAGUGACAGCCACAGAGUUGAGUGACUUAAUAUUGUAUCAUCAUUAUAACAAAUUUAUAUUCUUCCUAGUCUUCAUUUUGUGAUAACCGCACAAUAACAUUACUAAACAAUUAGUGAUCAUACUUGCUGCUUAGUUUCAUUUGUUCAUUAUUAUGACGUUCUAAUUUCAACUUUUGUUACUUCUUCUGUUAACCUACAAUUCGACCGCGACUAGCUUAUGGGUAGAUGACUGUUUUCAUUUUGGCAUGAUAUUUGUCCAUGCGAGGGUACUUAUGAGUUAAGCGAAUUUUAUAGCUCGGGCACAUUUCGCACGAGUUUCUGAGGGCUCAAAGUAAACUAUUAAUCCUGGAGUUGCCCUACGCACGGUGCGUGCUUAUAUUAUGCAGCGACGGGACGGGCGUGACCGCGAAAAUCGCGAAACCACCCGGACCUCAAGGACCAGUGGCACCAACCAAGCUGGUGGCGCGGGUGCCGGCGCUGGUCAAGGCACGAACAGGGGUGCUGCUGCAGGCGGAGCAAGUAUGCAUUCGUCACGGCACAGUGUCAGCUCGUCUUCGGGCGUGCUGAUGGUUGGACCGAACUUUCGAGUAGGCAAAAAAAUUGGAUGCGGAAAUUUCGGCGAACUUCGGUUAGGUAAAAAUUUAUAUAAUAAUGAGCAUGUUGCUAUCAAGAUGGAGCCGAUGAAAUCGAAGGCGCCACAGCUGCAUCUCGAGUACAGGUUUUACAAGCUUCUAGGAACACUCGCUCCCGCGACGGUGGAAGGUUUGCCGCGCGUCUAUCACUUAGGAACGUGUGGCGGCCGAUACAACGCAAUGGUGCUAGAACUUCUGGGACCAUCUUUAGAAGAUCUUUUCGUCAUAUGCAACAGAAAAUUUCAUCUCAAGACUGUGCUCAUGAUCGCCAAACAAUUACUCCAUAGGAUAGAAUAUGUUCAUGGCAGACAUUUAAUAUACAGAGAUGUUAAACCUGAAAAUUUUUUAAUAGGAAGAAAUACAACAAAAAGAGAAAAAAUUAUACACAUAAUAGAUUUUGGAUUAGCGAAAGAAUACAUAGAUUUAGAUACGAAUAAACAUAUACCAUAUCGGGAACAUAAGUCUUUAACAGGAACAGCUCGGUAUAUGUCAAUUAAUACACAUUUGGGAAAAGAACAAUCUAGGCGAGACGAUUUAGAAGCGUUAGGUCAUAUGUUUAUGUACUUUCUUCGCGGAUCGUUACCUUGGCAAGGGCUAAAAGCAGACACGCUCAAGGAGCGCUACCAAAAAAUUGGCGAUACGAAGAGAGCCACACCGAUCGAGGUAUUAUGCGAGGGACAUCCCGAAGAACUGGCUAUGUACUUACGCUAUGUAAGGCGUUUAGACUUUUUUGAGGCUCCUGAUUACGACUAUUUGCGCCGACUUUUUCAAGAAUUGUUCGACAGACGCGGUUAUGUCGACGACGGCGAAUUUGAUUGGACUGGCAAAACUAUUUCCACUCCUGUAGGAUCUCAACAAACUGGACAGGACAUUGUGGUUUCGCCAAACCGUGAACGUCAUCUAGCCGCAAAUAAAGGAGGAGGUAAAACUGGUGUCGCUGCAUGGCCGGAUGUGCCCAACAAACAAACGAACGCACACGGAAAUCUAACGCCAGCAGACAGGCAUGGCUCCGUUCAGGUCAUUAGUUCUACAAAUGGAGAAUUGAAUCCAGAUGAUCCUACAGCAGGUCACAGCAAUACACCUAUUACAGAACAACAUUGGACGACAGUCGAAGUUCCGAGUGAUGAAACUAAAUGUUGUUGUUUCUUUAAACGAAAGAAGAAAAAAGGUAAUCGUCAAAAAUGACUAUCAGCAGUUGUGCAGUGCA